This is a messenger RNA of Corythoichthys intestinalis (scribbled pipefish), 1519 nucleotides long. Its product is annotated as transmembrane protein 82-like. The record is from RefSeq and is a predicted model, not a curated record. Bases 131 to 1162 code for a protein of 343 amino acids. Lineage: Eukaryota; Metazoa; Chordata; Actinopteri; Syngnathiformes; Syngnathidae. The transcript is spliced from 6 exons.
GCAGCCACAAGAGAAAUCGACUUAAUCUUUAGCCAAAGGCUUGGCUUACGGGAAUCCACCAUAAACAGGCGUGUAGUUUGUCAGACUAAUGUCCUUGUUGUUGUAAUAAUAAUACACGAGGAAAACAAAAAUGAUUUUCCUCUUUUCAUGGAUUCUGGACAGCAUUCCUAGUGAUUCCAAUCUAAUUGACUGCCUUUUUCAAGGAGUUAUAGCUGCAUGUGGAGUGUCAGUACUGUGCAGCCUGAUGAGAGUGUACUAUUUCACUCAAAUGUACAGCAGUAAUUCCGAAACAGAUAGCAAGGAGACGACUCAAUCAUCAAGUAACCCAUUGAGCGCGAAGUGGAGAUCAUCAAUCCAUUUCUGGGCUUUAACUGGCAUCCUGUCUGUGGUUGGCCCAAGGCUUUCUUCUUUGAUUGUUCUGGAAUUUUCUCUGCGAGUCGUCUCUGCUUGGGUGUCAGCACGAUUGGAUGCUGGUGGCAGGGAUCUAGGGGUUAUCCUCAUCCAAAGCCACUUUUCCCUGGGUUGCAGCAUCACCUGCUCCCUGUACUUUCUCCACCAGGGAGCCCCACAUAGCUCCCUUAGCUUAUUUCUGGCCGCUGCCCUCAGUUGGGCGCUGGCAAGCUGGUCCAACUCCCUAUGGAGACAUGUUGGACGACUCUACUCGCUGCACAGUAAAGAGCGCUACUGUGGAAGGUGCAUCACCCUCCUGUCUUCAGGCCACACCUUGCUGGCAUUUCUGCAGAGACUGGUUAUUUUGGUCUUUGCAGUGGCGGUUGUAGCCUCAUUCGCCACAGUUUAUGACCACUUCCUGUCCCAGAAAGAGGCGCUCAAGUUUUGGACUCCCCUUACUCUUUGUUACACAAUGCUGGUGGUCUAUAAUCAAGAGGAUCAGCAACGUCAAAUGGGCGCAGAAGCCCUAUUGCACACUGUUGUGCUGCGCCUGGGCGCUCUGCUGGUCCUGAUGCUGACCGUGGGAAACUGGUCUGAUGUAGUCCACGUCCUUUUCACUUUCCUGGGCGAGGGUGUCUGCCUCCUCUUCUCUCAAGACUUAUUACAUUUUGUGUUAAAGGAUGAAGAGGACCCCAAUAUGAACAAAUAUAUGCAAAGCUCAAGUUACAGAAAACGGGAGCAUACAAGUGGCUCAUCAUCAAAAAGCAGCUAAUACCUGAAGUUUACCUCUAAAGCAACUCAUGUUCAAUAUAAAAAUUAAAAGACUGUGAUCACACUAUUGAUAACCUCUGGUUCUAUUUUAUUUGAAUGGAAAAUGCCAAAUUCCCCAUCAACAACCAGAGGAUUUUAAUGGUAACCACACUGGAUCCCCUAGAUUUUGGGGACAAGAGUCUAAUGAUGUUCUGCUCUGAUUGUCAAAUGUCCACGCUGAUACCAUGUAAGUUGUAAAAUAUUGUGUAGUGAGGAAAUAAAAAAAACAAAGGAGGGGCAGUAUAAAUGAGCAAUGCUGGGAAAUAGUAAAAAGUCACUCUGGGGGCGUUCCAAAAGAUAGCAAUGGGAUACGACUUAG